AUGAGCUUAGUCGAUAUAUCAUGGACACGCUGCCUGGUUGCCGCAUCUGCGAAUUUGUUGCUAUACCACUUCCUGGCUGCAUUCGUCUCGCCUAGCUGGUCUCCGUUGAUCCCCAUCGUUCAGAUUGCCUGUGAACCCAUAUUCCAUCAUCUCGUGGGGGCUGAAAAAACCCCUCGCUAUAACAUGCUUGUCGCCCCCUUGCUGCAUGCUAGCAACUGUUUCGAAUGGGGGUUACGGCAAGUGGUUGAGGCCCCAAAGCUCGCUGUGGCGCCUUCAACAUAUCUCACAUUAAUAGUGACCAGCCGUCUUCUGCUAGACCUGCAUCUGUUGACGGUCUUCCGCUACCGCAAGGAUCUGCAAUGGGCCAGGAGACAUAUUCUAGUACCCACUCACAAUCUCGUUGGUUAUAUCAUCGCAAUACUAAAAAUGGACCCCAAUCAGCCCCCUGCACGACUGUACUUCUUCACAUAUCCCAGAACCGGGUCCAAUCUACUCACCCAGUUACUCGCCCUGGAGGAUCAGCCCAAUGUACACUGCCAGGACCAGCCCGAUAUUGAAGGAAUGCGUUUCUUCCUGCCGCUGCUAAAGCUGAAGAUCAGGAGCGGGCACUUGGGAACGAAUGUACAAGCGCUUCCAUCAGACCAAAGAGAAGAGCAAGUGCGGUGCAUAAAAGCUUGCUACAGCCGUCUACUUCAGCAUAUUCGAAACGCCGAGCGAGAGGAGAGAAUAGUCUGCUUCAAGGAUCACGCCCACUACAUCACCGAGCCAGUUGCAGAGACACGCCUGUUCCAUGGCGAGAACAGCGUGACUGACGAACUUCCUUGGACUUUACGAGGGCCGGAUGAGCUUGAACAGACCGGCUUCGGUCGCUCAGUCCUUAACGAAACCUUGUUUACCGACGACUUUCUAAAGACAUGGAAGCCUAUCUUUCUUAUCAAACACCCCGCGGCGGCAUUUCCCUCGUUUUAUCGCGCAUUGGUUGACACUGCGGGCUGCAGCUUUGUUGAAUCCGAUCAGGGCCGAAAGUUAUACCAGAAGGCCAUGGCCUUGCGGUGGGUAUACAAGUUGUACAACUUCUACUCUCAGCACUUUUCCAAUCUCUCUCGUGAGCAUGGAACUUGGCCUGUGGUGAUUGAGGCAGACGACAUUAUUACUCAACCUGAAAUCUUGGUCAAACUCUGCACGAUCACCGGCCUGGAUAGUUCGAGGCUGCGCUUUACUUGGGAAAGCCAAAGUCGCGAUGAGCCGCCGGAAUGGGAGGCAUUUCGGAGAACCCUUUGGAGAUCUACGAAGAUUGAUAAGUCUAGAGCUGUGGGGCAUGUUGACCUGGGCGAGGAGUCGGCCAAGUGGCAGCUAGAGUUUGGGGAGGUGAUUGGCCGCAGGAUCGAGAUGUAUGUGCGAGAGGCUAUGCCCGACUACCUAUUCCUGAAGUCGAAAAGACUUCGGAUUUGA
Molecule: messenger RNA, 1452 nt
Organism: Aspergillus affinis
Lineage: Eukaryota; Fungi; Ascomycota; Eurotiomycetes; Eurotiales; Aspergillaceae
Exons: 3
Coding region: 1-1452 (483 amino acids)
Source: RefSeq, a predicted model, not a curated record